Colletotrichum spaethianum is the source of this 405-nucleotide messenger RNA. RefSeq lists its product as uncharacterized. The record is from RefSeq and is a predicted model, not a curated record. The transcript has 3 exons. Bases 1 to 405 code for a protein of 134 amino acids. Lineage: Eukaryota; Fungi; Ascomycota; Sordariomycetes; Glomerellales; Glomerellaceae.
AUGUUGUGCUUGGAGAACACAACGGAGCUUGAGGUUGCUGCUUCAUCUCGCCCGCCGCCUCCCGCUGCAGCUUUGGACGAUGAGGACACUCCUGCCUCUGCUUCCUCGACGUCUGUCAAGGGUACAUCUCUAAAGCUGAGCAAAGCUGAUCGCAAAUGUGCGGCGUCUUCUGAUCCUACUCUUGUCGUUGACCGUGGACCGAAGCGCAUCUGCCUGAACCGCGCUGAGUUCGACUUCGUUGAUCAAAUUCGAUCAGCGGAAGUCAAGCACGUUCGCCUCAUGGGCGAGGCGUUUAUCUCUGUCGCGAAUAAGCUCACAGAUAGCGGCUAUAUUCAGCUCGACUCUGAUGACGAGCUUGAGUUCGCUGACCCUAAGCUGACCGGCACGGUCCCCGAUGAAUUCUAA